AUGGCUAAUCCAGCGAAAUUCGAAAUGGAUCUUCGAUCUACCCUGUGGACUGCUGCCCUGGGAGCGGAAGUUUAUACGCUUUGGUCGCAGCAUCCCGUAUUCGAACCAUACCUUUGCCGGCAGAAAGAGUCUAUAUGGAUCUCGUAUCCGGGGAAGACUGGAAACAAGACUAUAACCCUACCAUGGGACAUGGUAGGUCAGUCAAACCCGCCCGGCCUUAUCACGGAUACCCCCCGCAACCAAUGUGGGCUAGUAGAGGCCAGAGGUCCACUUGCUUCACUGACCUACCCCACGCCUGCUGCCUCCCCAUGCCCUAUACUCACUCCCUGGUCUGUUGGAGAACAGAGCCUCCCCCCGUGGGGAGUGUCAAGCAAAAGUCGAAAAUUGAAGCCGCGUGAACCGGUCAAAUACGGGAUCGCAAAGCUCUCAAAAGGGCUUUCAGUCGUUUACAAGGAGAUGGACAUAAAAACUAUCCCCCGCAUUGGA
This is a messenger RNA of Striga asiatica, 486 nucleotides long. Lineage: Eukaryota; Viridiplantae; Streptophyta; Magnoliopsida; Lamiales; Orobanchaceae. The record is from the annotation of a GenBank genome assembly.